Messenger RNA from Linum trigynum, 4055 nucleotides. Lineage: Eukaryota; Viridiplantae; Streptophyta; Magnoliopsida; Malpighiales; Linaceae. The record is from the annotation of a GenBank genome assembly.
AGCAAAAUAAAUGAAUAAAAUAGAAAAGCAAAAUUUGCAUUGCAAAUGAAAUGAACGAUGGCGAUAAGCCGAUAACUGUUAAAAGGAAAGUGAAGAAAAAAAAAAAAAACACGCAGAGAGAGGGAGCGAGCGUAAAGAGGAAAGAGAGAGAGUGAAGAAGGAAGGGAUGAUCUGAGUUUUAAAGGGAGAAGGAGCGAGUCAGAGCCCCCGAGUUAGGUCACAUCGGCCAUCCAUGACUCGGUGUUGCCGCUGUCCGUAUUAAUUUCAGCACAGGCCGAGCAUCAGGCUAAUCAGUCUGUCUGCCUUUCUUUUGCUGCACCAAAAUUAUAUAUAUACAGAGAGAGAGAGAGAGAGCGCGUGUUUUAGAGAGAGAGAGAUUAACAGAUCCUAACUCCGUCGUAGGCUCCGCUGCUUCGCUUUCUCUCUUCCCCGUCCUCGCCCCUCCUUUUCAAGAGCAUCCAAGAAGAAGAAGCAGCAGCUGCUGAUCGGCGUUUCCCCUUACCAGGUAAUUGCUUUUCUUUUAUUUUUUGUGCUUCCGAAUGGGAUGUGGAAUUAUUGCUUCUCGGAAAAUGGUUUCUAUCUUCCCCCUUUUUUUUUUCUUUAAUUUUCUAAAACCGUCCUGAACGAAUGCUGUAAUGUUUCAGUUCGUUAGAUGGCAGUUACUUGAUUGGUCGAGUCGCGUACCAGUCAAAAAUGCUUGUUUCUUUCUUCUGGAUUUACUUCCGUCUUCGUCAUAUUCCUCUCCUUUUCUUUCCCUCUUUUUUCUCCGCAUUUUCUCAACUUUCCUCAAGGACUGUUCCCAGGUUAAUUGGUCGCCUGUCUUAACAUUUUUCUCUCAUUAUCGAUGGGAAUUACGUGAAAUCUCUUUUCUAGGGUCCGAUGUGCUUUGAGCUCAGUACGUUUGCACUUCUCUCCUCAGAUUGGCGCUUUGUUGGUGGGUUGACGAGAGCAUCAGUGACAGUGGGGGAUAAAGGUUAGUUGGCUGAAGUAAAAGUAGUGUUUGGAGGCUGAGAAAGUUGAAUCUUGUACGUUUUUGGUGCUUUCCUUAGUGGGUUUUACUCCAAUUCUGAAUUCCUUUUGUUUUCAUAUUGGAUUUUAGGGGUUUCCAUGUUGGUUGUAGGAGGAUACUGAUUCAGAUAAACCCUAAUUUUCCAGAAGGGUAUACAUUGCGAGAGUGAGUAAAGAAUCCCCUGACAUGGAACUGAAUUUGUAGGCUAGAGGGAUAUAUAGAGUGAAAUUGAAGGACAUAGUUUCUUAUGAUGGAAGACUUCUCCAAGUAUUCUCACAGUCCUGCUCACUUGGCAGUCGCACGCCGUGAUUAUGCUGGCCUUCAAAGCAUUAUCUCUAACCUCCCACAACUUGCCAAGGCUGGUGAAGUUACUGAUGAAGAACAGUCAGUUGCUGCUGAAAGAGAAGCUGAUGCUCUCUCAGCUAUCAUUGAUCGCCGGGAUGUUCCUGGUCGUGAGACUCCUCUACAUCUCGCUGUUAAAUUGAGGGACCAAAUCUCUGCAGAGAUCCUAAUGGCAGCAGGUGCAGAUUGGAGUCUUCAGAAUGAGAAUGGCUGGAGUGCCCUUCAAGAAGCAGUCUGCACAAGGGAGGAAGCAAUUGCUAUGAUAAUUGCUCGUCACUAUCAGCCGCUCGCCUGGGCAAAAUGGUGCCGUAGGCUCCCUCGUAUUGUCGCUUCAGCAACUCGUAUCCGUGACUUCUAUAUGGAGAUUACGUUUCAUUUCGAGAGUUCUGUCAUUCCGUUCAUCGGCCGUAUCGCCCCAUCAGAUACUUAUCGUAUUUGGAAACGGGGCGCUAAUCUUCGAGCUGACAUGACGCUUGCUGGGUUUGAUGGGUUCCGGAUUCAAAGAUCAGACCAGACUUUUCUUUUCUUGGGAGAGGGUUAUUCUGCAGAGGAUGCUGGUGGAACGUCUUUACUACCAGGUUCUCUGAUUGUUCUUGCACACAAGGAGAAAGAGAUUACUAAUGCGUUGGAAGGAGCAGGUGCACAACCGACUGAAGCAGAAGUUGCCCAUGAAGUUGCUCUCAUGUCGGAAACCAAUAUGUAUAGGCCGGGGAUUGAUGUGACACAGGCGGAGCUAGUUCCUCAUUUGAAUUGGAGACGUCAGGAAAGAACUGAGAUGGUGGGGAAUUGGAAGGCCAAGGUUUAUGAUAUGCUUAAUGUGAUGGUAAGUGUGAAGUCGAGGCGAGUUCCAGGUGCUAUGACAGACGAGGAACUUUUCUCUGUAGAUGAUGAAGAAAGAUUGGCAAAUGGAGGGGAUCAGGACAAUUUUGAUGAUGUACUGACACCUGAAGAGAGAAAACAGUUAGACUCUGCACUUUGCGCGGGGAAUUCUGAUGGUUUACGGGAGGAGGAAGCUGGUGGGGUGGUUGAGUACCAAGAAAAUGGUUCGGUAGGACCAUAUCAAAAUGGUGAAUCAAAUGGUACGACUAAGGAGAAAAAGAGUUGGUUUGGCUGGAAGAAUAAAGGUGGUAAACACAACAACGAUGACUCUGAAGAUCCAAAAAUGGGGAAAAAGUAUUCGAAGUUGAGGCCGGAUGGUGGCAAUCAGAAAUCUGUUGAUCACCAAAAUUCAUCAUCUGAAUCUGGUUGGGAAGAUGGUACAGGAGAUACAAGCAAGGGAAAGGAUAAAAGUGGCAAGAAGAAAACGAAGAAAGGGCCGAGUAGCGAGUCUAAGAAUGAAAGCGAGUACAAAAAGGGUUUGCGUCCUGUAUUGUGGCUGACGCCUGAUUUCCCCUUGCAAACGGAUGAGCUCCUGCCAUUGCUUGACAUAUUGGCUAACAAGGUUAAAGCUAUUAGGAGACUCAGGGAGCUUUUGACUACUAAACUUCCUUGUGGAACAUUUCCUGUCAAGGUAGCUAUACCUAUUGUUCCAACCAUAAGGGUGAUUGUGACAUUCACGAAGUUUGAGGAGCUUCGGCCUGUGGAGGAAUUCUCAACGCCUCUCUCCAGCCCAACACAUUUCCAGGAUUCAAAGUCCAGGGAAUUCUCAUCAGAUGCUGGGUCUACAACUACAUCAUGGAUAUCUUCAUGGAUGAAAGGUGGAAGUCGAGGAGGUCAGUCGAGUGAUAGUGACAGCCAUCGGUACAAGGAUGAGGUUGACCCCUUCCAUAUACCAUCAGAUUACAAGUGGGUUGAUGCCAAUGAGAAGAAGCGGCGGAUGAAAGCUAGGAAAGCCAGGACCAAGAAACAUCAUAGGAAGCAACACCAGCAGGCAGCAAGAACCGGGGGCGGAGGAGGAGGGGAUAGUGUUGGGGCACAUAAUCACAGUGGAAAUGCUGAAGAUCAAUGAUGCCGAGAAGCAUUCCUCAAGUGUUUGGCCCUUCAGAGUGCCUGCAGAAAAGGGCGGGUGAGGCAAGGCUCUUUUCUUCCGAGGCAUGACAUAAUUUCCGGACGGGUUUGACAAUGCAGCUUCUUGUGAAUCGCCAGGGGAUUGAUUUAUGAAGAAUAUAUUGGUUGGUUAGGUUGAGUUUACUCUUUUGAUGGGUUGAUUGUGAAACUUCCCACAUGCUGUAUUUGUUAUGUGAUGUGAAAAUUUGCAGAGGGUGUAUCGGAUGGAGAUCCUGAUCCUCUUGUUUCAUCUGUCUUUAUAUCUCCAUCUCCCAUUCUCCCUGUCUCAGCCUAGUAGUUUGUUCUUUGGUUUGGUUCCUUCAUUUGUUGUUUGUGCAUUAAUCCAAUUGUACUCGAGUUAUUGGUUAUCAAGUUAACAAACAAGCAGCAGAUUUUCUGGUUGAGGGUUUCCCUCGCCUCGGCGUCCGCCGUCUCUCUUAACUCCGCUGCUUGCUUUUUUGCUGGACUCUUCUGUCUUACUCGUUUUUUCACUUGUUAUUGAGAAUAGAUAGUAUAACAACACUUAAAGUGUUAUGAUGCUAACACCUUAGGAGUGGCAUGCAGUUCGAUAAAUCCGACUAAACCGGAACAAACUGCAUGUCAAACCGACCAAACUGAAAAUGUACCCUUUGUCUUUGUGGGUCUGAAUUCGGGAACUGUUUGGCACUUUGGCUGAUUUUCGGAGUUCGGUAGUACGAAAUGAAGAAUAAAUGCAUUA